AUGGGCCAAGUUCUACCCACUCAUCGACUCGCCCACUCUCCCUACGGUGGUAUCGCACAACCGGCCGUCACACAAGCAAUCCGACUACUAUCCAAGGGCCCAUUUUCCGCCGAGCCUCACAUUGCGAUCCCCGAGAAGCAAAGUUGGAGUCUACAGAAUGUCUGUGUCGACCCAUUCUCCGAUCUCCACACAGCAUACACGACAGACGGAGAAGACUCUCAUCUAGCGCCGUCCGCUUACGCUUGCUACUCUUAUUCCUGGUUCCACAUCUUUCCUGAAGGAAAAAUCCACCAAGCACCCAAUAAGACAAUGCGCUACUUUAAAUGGGGUGUGGCUCGGCUUAUCCUGGAAGCCAGUGAAUGUCCUGAUGUCGUACCGAUGUGGGUAGAAGGCUUCGAUCAGGUCAUGCAUGAGAGUCGCGAGUUCCCGCGUUUUCUUCCGCGGCCAGGGAAGGAGGUCAGUGUGACAUUCGGCAAAAAGGUAGAUACCGAUGUUGUUUUUGGGGACAUGAGAAAGCAGUGGCAAGAGUUAAAAGCGAAAGUCGAAUCAGCCGCUCCCAAGACUCGGGACCAACCAUUAGGUGUGUUGAGCGACGAGUUGCUCUAUGGACAGGAAGCCGUUGAGCUGCGCAAGAAAGUCACUAGGAAAGUCCGGGACCUUGUGCUGGAAGUGCGACGAUCGCGAGGACUGCCAGACGAGGAUCCCAAGCAAAGUCUGGUGGAGACAUGGGUGCAGGAAGGCUCCAAACGGGAGGGAAAGAUGGAUGAUGAAUCAUGGGUUAGGGAUAUAUAA
Molecule: messenger RNA, 792 nt
Organism: Aspergillus tanneri
Lineage: Eukaryota; Fungi; Ascomycota; Eurotiomycetes; Eurotiales; Aspergillaceae
Product: tafazzin
Exons: 1
Coding region: 1-792 (263 amino acids)
Biological process (GO): cardiolipin acyl-chain remodeling; inner mitochondrial membrane organization
Cellular component (GO): mitochondrial membrane
Molecular function (GO): 1-acylglycerophosphocholine O-acyltransferase activity
Source: RefSeq, a predicted model, not a curated record